Molecule: messenger RNA, 3490 nt
Organism: Cheilinus undulatus (humphead wrasse)
Lineage: Eukaryota; Metazoa; Chordata; Actinopteri; Labriformes; Labridae
Gene: mapk14b
Product: mitogen-activated protein kinase 14b
Exons: 12
Coding region: 313-1398 (361 amino acids)
Biological process (GO): protein phosphorylation; intracellular signal transduction
Cellular component (GO): nucleus; cytoplasm
Molecular function (GO): ATP binding; MAP kinase activity
Source: RefSeq, a predicted model, not a curated record
UAGAAGAGAACGGGGCGAAAAAAAAUUAAACGAAAGCUCGUCUGGAGGGAGUGAGCUUCCUGACCAGAGUUCAGCUAGUGAAGGAAGUUGUCUCAAAGGGGACCGACGUGCACGGAGAAGUGGUGAUUUUCUUGCAACAGCUGCACCGACGGUGCUGUUGGAAGUUCCGGGAGAUUCCUCUCCGCCUCGGUGUUUGAGUUUUAGCAGGGAACAGCAGCACACCACGUCGUGCCACACGGGGAGGAGAGGAGAGAGAGGGCAGAAGUUUCCGCUGGCUUGUUUUGUCGCUGCGCGGCUGGUAAAUCCGCAGGAAUGUCGCAGAAGGAGAGACCCACUUUCUACCGACAGGAGCUCAACAAAACAGUGUGGGAAGUCCCAGAGCGAUACCAGCACUUAUCUCCCGUCGGUUCUGGUGCUUACGGAUCUGUAUGUUCGGCAUUUGAUGUGAAAACAGGCCUGAAGAUAGCAGUAAAGAAGUUGUCUCGACCCUUCCAGUCUAUCAUCCAUGCAAAGAGGACCUAUAGAGAGCUGCGGCUGCUCAAACACAUGAAGCACGAGAAUGUCAUUGGUCUUUUAGAUGUCUUUACGCCAGCGAUGACCUUAGAGGAGUUCAACGAUGUCUAUCUGGUGACACACCUAAUGGGUGCAGACCUCAACAACAUAGUCAAGUGUCAAAAGUUGACCGAUGACCACGUCCAGUUCCUCAUCUACCAGAUCCUACGGGGCUUAAAGUACAUCCAUUCUGCAGACAUUAUCCACAGAGACCUGAAGCCCAGUAAUCUGGCUGUGAAUGAAGACUGUGAACUCAAGAUCUUGGAUUUUGGCUUGGCACGGCACACGGAUGAUGAAAUGACGGGCUACGUGGCAACACGGUGGUACAGAGCCCCAGAGAUCAUGCUCAACUGGAUGCACUACAACAUGACAGUGGACAUUUGGUCAGUGGGCUGCAUCAUGGCUGAACUACUUACAGGACGGACGCUCUUCCCUGGCACAGACCACAUUGAUCAGUUGAAGCUUAUAAUGAAAAUCGUUGGAACCCCAGGGCCCGAGCUCUCGAUGAAAGUCUCUUCAGAGUCUGCAAGGAACUACAUUAACUCACUUCCCCAGACGCCCAAGAGGAACUUUGCUGAUGUGUUUAUUGGUGCCAACCCUCAAGCUGUGGACCUGCUGGAAAAAAUGCUCGUGCUGGACACAGAUAAGCGGAUCACAGCGUCUGAGGCCUUGGCUCACCCGUACUUUGCUCAGUACCAUGAUCCAGACGAUGAGCCUGAAGCAGAGCCAUACGACCAGAGCUUUGAAAGCCGUGAGCUGGAAAUUGAGGAAUGGAAGAGGCUAACUUAUGAGGAGGUCAUCAGCUUCGUGCCACCGACAUUUGAUGGAGAUGAGAUGGAGUCAUGAGAAGGAGGAGGAGAAGGCAUCUUUUUCUUCCAUCUUUUAUUUUAAGGACUAUCAAUCUCAUGUGACUAUCCAUCACUUUUUUCACACAUGCACACAACCAUGACAUUCAAGUGCCUGCCGCCAUUCAUCUCCGGGGGACGUUGCGAUAUCAGGGAUAAAACUUGGCAUCCUGUUCCUUCUAUCACCCGACUUUACUUUGCUGUUUUUACUUUUGUAAUCUCUACACCCCAGCGCACUAAGGCAGACUCGUAGUCCCCUCUUAUAUUUUUAGCAAGGUUUUUUUUUAAUCUCAGACAUUUAUUGGUUGCACUGAUCCCCUCUUUAAUUAAAAAACUGGAAACUUCACGUUAGUAUCUUUGAGAAAAUGAAAGAUGCAAAACCCUUGAUGUGCAUUUUAUAAAAAUUCUCCUUAGCAGUAAUUAUUGUCACCUGUGGGAAACUUUCACAUUUCAAUUGCGAAAAGUCUCAAGUUUUUCUUUCCUCCAUACUUCAAAAUCAAACCUUAUUUCUAUCAGUGCAUAGAAUUAUGUAUAUAUGUCAAACAUUAUCUGUACAUAGGUACUUCAGUCAAACCAGUUACAGUAAUUAUGUAAUAGUAAAGUGAUGAGUCACACCUCAUACAGUCCCUUUGACAGUAUGAAUUAUAUCACUAGAGUUUGGUUUAGAACUGUAAAAAUUACACACUUUGUAAUUUAAUUCAAGUAUGCAUAGGGUAGUAUAAAAAUGUAAAAUCUUCAACUUAAAAAUGUAAAAUUCAAGGCUUAAUGUUUAAAACAAAGGCUUAGAUUUCCCCCCUUUACACUCAAAUAGAAGUACAGAAGUAUGGAGACUUGGUUAUUGUGUAUCCUUUCCCCUUUCUGAACAUUUCUGUUGUUUUCUUUUUUUCCAUCCAUAUAAAUUCACCUUUAAGCACUUCUGAUGUAUUGUUGCAGAAGAAUGUUUAAGCCAAUAUUUUCACCACUUAUGCAUGGUCAAGCCAGAUUUGGCUCAUCAGUUUAUAAAAUGUAAUGUUUCCAACCACAACACCAACAGGCAAUGUACUUUUAUCAUAUUACAUUUAUAAAACGCAGUACUAUUAAUGUUUAUUGAAUGUUGGGGUGCCAGUCAACCUCUUAUUUAUGAUCUGUUGUUAUGUUGUUUGUAUAUCAGCGUCAAAGAGAAUAUUAUUUGUCUCAAUUUUAGGUUCUUUUUUAAAAAAAUAUUUAUAGAGAGCUUACUGUAUCAGAAACCAAAUGUGUCAUCAGUAAUCUCAAACAUCAGUAAAGCUGUGGUGGCUGCAGCUACAGCUUGUGUAACAGAACCAAUGUUUUUAUAUUGCAGCAAACCACGUAGUUUUUAAUCUCUUUGAUAAGUGUUCAAGAGAAGUCCUUCAAUAAUCGUUUCUUGCUUUUGUCUUUAAGGUACAGCCUUCAAAGGUUAUCCUGACUUCAAAUCCUUGACAAAAACAGCAAAAUCAAAGCAAAAUGUGUCUUACAGUAUGUCCACAUUGUAUUGGCAUACAUCCCACUAAUCAGUAAACACUGAGGUCCGAAGAGGUCUAAGAGUGCAAACGUUUAUGGAUAAAGUAAAUUUUUGCUUGUCAUCAUUUCGAGGAGUCAGAUUACAUCCACAAGAGACAAAUGCUUUCCACAAAACCUCUUACUAUUAUCAUCCUAACAUUAAGAAGUGUCUUCACUAGUUCAUUUGCAUCUCCCUGUUUUCAUGUAAUAUUUUUUCUCAUGAAUUAUUUUAUUCUUUGUGUGUUAAAUCAAGAUUUGGUGUUACUCUGAUUCUGUACAAUUGAUUAUUUUUGAACUCUAUUUGUCAUACAUUUGAAUGAUCUAGCAAGGCACAUGUUUGUGGGAAAAAGUGUACGUUUACUCACUAGAUGCUGAAGCACAAUGCUGAAGCCUGAAUCUGUGUUGUUUUAAAAACAACUGCAUACAUUACAUUAUUUAUCUUGUCCAUAUCCCAGUGUUGGUAGUUCAUUUGGUUACGCUUCCUUUGCCUGAAAUGUGUUUAUAUCUUUUUACAAUGUUCUUUACCACAUGCACCAAGGCAGCACGCCACCUGUAAAUACCACCAUUAGAAAUUAAAGGCUACUAUUUUUCAA